This is a messenger RNA of Halteromyces radiatus, 2097 nucleotides long. Its product is annotated as sulfate transporter family-domain-containing protein. The transcript has 7 exons. Gene Ontology annotation, molecular function: sulfate transmembrane transporter activity. Gene Ontology annotation, cellular component: membrane. The coding region runs from base 1 to 2097 and encodes 698 amino acids. Lineage: Eukaryota; Fungi; Mucoromycota; Mucoromycetes; Mucorales; Cunninghamellaceae. Gene Ontology annotation, biological process: transmembrane transport. The record is from RefSeq and is a predicted model, not a curated record.
AUGAAUUCUAUUGUAAUUGAUUAUGAACAAGAUUCUUUUUAUACCCGUUUAAAACAUAAACAAAAAAAGUUACCUUGGUUACUUCGAUCUUAUGUAACAAGUUUUUUCCCUAUAUUUCGAUGGAUUCAUCGAUAUAAUAUAUCUUGGUUAAUACAAGAUAUGAUAGCUGGUAUUACAGUUGGUAUUGUACUUGUCCCUCAAAGUAUGGCAUAUGCUAAAAUAGCUAAUUUAGAACCUCAAUAUGGAUUAUAUUCUUCUUUUGUGGGUGUAUCUAUUUAUUGUUUUUUUGGUACUUCAAAAGACAUUUCUAUUGGUCUUAUCUCAACUGUAUCUUUACUUGUGGGUCAAGCAGUUUUAACUGUCAAAGACAUCUAUCCUGAUAUUACUGGUCCUCAAGUAGCAAUGACACUUUCCCUUAUUGUCGGUAUUAUCACUCUUGCCAUUGGAAUUUCUCGGUUAGGUAUUCUGUGGCCAAAAAUUUUUGGAUUAUCUAAUGUAGACACUCAUCAACCUCCUUAUAUUAUCUUUUUGGAAUUUUUCAAAAAUAUUCGAUUCACAAAACUUGAUGUGGCUUUUGGUCUUACUUCACUUGUGAUUUUGUAUUUGGUUCGUUCUAUUUGUCAAUAUAUAUCCUCCAGAAAACAUCUUUCCAAGAAAGUAUCGAAAAGUGUCUUCUAUUUUUGUAUCAUGCGCAAUGGACUCGUGGUGAUUUUCGGUACUUUGAUCUCUUAUAUCGUCAAUCGUAACAAAAGUACAAGUGUAAUAUCUAUUAUUCGUAAUGUCCCUGCUGGUUUUGAUGCUAUGGCUGUACCUGUAUUGGAUUAUCGUGUCUUACGUGCUUCUGCUUCUAUUGUUCCUUCUAUUAUCAUCAUCAUGAUACUUGAACAUGUAUCUGUUGCCAAAUCCUUUGGUCGUGUAUAUGAUUACAAUAUUGAACCAAAUCAAGAAAUAUUCGCCAUUGGUAUCAGCAAUAUUGUGGGUUCAUUCUUUGGUGGUGCUCCUUCAACGGGUGCUUUUAGCCGUACGGCGAUCAUGGCAAAAUCUGGCGUUCGAACUCCUGGUGCCGGCAUCUUCUCUGGUAUUGUGGUUAUACUAGCUCUCUAUGUGCUGACUCCCUGCUUUUAUUAUAUUCCUGAUGCUGUUCUUGCCGCUGUUGUCAUUCAUGCCGUUUGUGAUUUGGCAUCUUCUCCUCGUUAUCUCAAGAAACUUUUUAAAACAAGUAUUUUGGAGUUUCUUGUUUGGCUCAGUGCUGUCAUUAUUACUAUUUGUAUGGACGUACAAAGUGGUAUAUAUACUGCCGUCGGUAUUUCCUUGAUGAUUAUGCUCUUUCGAAUGGCAAGACCUCCUGUCAAAUUACUGGCUCGCAUACCUUUAUCACCAAUAUCUCAACAACUACAAUCAAAUGACCAAGGUGAACGUUUAUUGAAUGAAAAACAACCACUUCAAAAUCACCCUGACCAACGUUAUAUAUAUGUGGAUGAAAGGGACAUCAACUUUGCUCAUCAAUGUCAUCCAUUACCUCCUGGUAUUUUGGUAUUUCGUCUCUCUGAGUCCAUACUUUAUCCCAAUGCAGAAUACGUCUCAGAAUUUCUUCUGAAAGGUGUGAAAUCAAGAACAAGGUGUGGCAAUCGAAGGAAUAUGGAAAAAUCAUCAAGCGACUUGGCAUGGAAUGAAAAUUUAAACAAAAAUACUGAAUUACAUCGUGUACAAUUACCUGUUUUGCGUGCUAUAGUUUUAGACUUUACAGCUGUGACAAGAUUGGAUUCGACAGCAUUACAAAUUUUAGCCAAUCUACGGAGUAGUAUCGGUAAUUACUCUGGGCGGGAAGUGGAAUGGCAUUUCGUUGGCUUACAACAUCAUCAACUACGUCGGUCUUUAAUUUAUUAUGGUUUUGGAGUGGAACAUCGUGAUGGAAACAAUACCAAUGAGCAUCCAAGAAAUAAACAAGAGAGACAACAGCAACAGAUUAAUUAUAACUCUGGUAUUAGUGGGGUUCCUCAAGACCGAUAUCCGUAUUUCCAUUGGGAUAUAGAUACUGCUGUGAACUCGAUUUGGAAACGAUGGCAUAUCAACGAUCAUGAUGGGGAUACUUUAUAG